Messenger RNA from Auxenochlorella protothecoides, 1170 nucleotides. RefSeq lists its product as uncharacterized. NCBI's taxonomy places the organism in Eukaryota, Viridiplantae, Chlorophyta, Trebouxiophyceae, Chlorellales, Chlorellaceae. Gene Ontology annotation, molecular function: zinc ion binding; metallocarboxypeptidase activity. Gene Ontology annotation, biological process: protein side chain deglutamylation; proteolysis. Bases 1 to 1170 code for a protein of 389 amino acids. The transcript has 9 exons. The record is from RefSeq and is a predicted model, not a curated record.
AUGGAUGCCGCACAACAAUCUGAUGUCCACAUCUCCGCUGCAUGUGAUGGGGGCAACAUCGAGUUUGGCGGCACAAACAAGCAAGGCGCCUUCGACCUCAGCAUCCGGCCGGACCCGUUCUGCCCCUCAGACAAUGCAACACACUUCCAGUGGUUCAACUUCCGGGCCUCCAACCUGGCACGUGGCACGCCCUCUACCUUCAACAUCACCAACGCGGGGCAGGCCUCCUUCCCGGGCGGGUUCAAGGAUUACGACGUGGUUGCCAGCUACGAUGCCUCCAUUUGGUUCCGGCUGCCGGCCUCCUUUGAUGGCAAGGUCCUGAGCUGGACCGUGGAGCCCAAGCACCCCUCUAUGCACUUUGCGUAUUUUGCGCCCUACCCCUCCCAGCGCCAUGCUGAGCUGGUGGCGGAGCUGCAGCAGGUGGACGGCGUCCAGCUCAGUGUCCUCGGUCAAACGCUGGACGGCAGGGACCUGGACCUGCUGCAGAUAGGCACGCCUGGAGAAGGGAAGCGGGUGGCGUGGAUCAUUGCGCGGCAGCACCCCGGUGAAACCAUGGCAGAGUGGGCAGCCGAAGGGCUGCUGCGGCGACUGACCGACCGGCACGACCCGAUCUCCCGUGCCCUGCUCCAGUCCACCGUCUUCUACGUCGUGCCCAAUAUGAACCCGGAUGGGUCGGCGCGCGGCCACCUGCGGACCAACGCCGCUGGAGCCAACCUGAAUCGGGAGUGGGCUGAGCCCAGCAUGGAGCGCUCCCCUGAGGUCUUUUGCGUGCGGAAUGCCAUGGAUCGGACGGGGGUGGAUAUCAUGAUCGACAUCCACGGGGCCGAGGCGCUGCCCUACAAUUUUUUCGUUUCCUCCAGCGCCAUUCCCGGCUGGACGCCCCGCCUGGCAGACCUAGAGGCCGCCCUCUCCGCCGCGCUCGUGGUGGCAAACCCCGACUUCCAGACGAGGGUGGGGUACCCCCGCGGGGCGCCUGGGAAGGGCAACCUCAGCCUGGGAAGCAAGCAGGUGGCCCAGAGGUUCGACUGCCUGGCAGUGACCCUGGAACAGCCCUUCAAGGACACCAAGGAGACACCUGACAAGGAGUUUGGCUGGUCGCCGCAGCGUGCGCAGCGCUUGGGCGCAAGCCUGCUGGAUGCCAUCCUGGCCGUGGUGCCCAAGCUGCGAUGA